Chara braunii is the source of this 2168-nucleotide messenger RNA. The record is from the annotation of a GenBank genome assembly. NCBI's taxonomy places the organism in Eukaryota, Viridiplantae, Streptophyta, Charophyceae, Charales, Characeae.
GUGCGGUUUGCGACUAGAAAUAAAGGCUCCAUCGCACCACCAAACAGCACAGGUGCACUCGCGUGCUUGGUGCGAGCUUCUUGGUUAUGCAGCCUCUCUUUCUCCUCCGCAUUUAUUAAAAUUUUCCUCCCAUCUCCACUCUCUCUCUCUCUCUCUCGGUCUGUAUUUCCGGUCAUUCGCCAUCUCCAAGUCUUCACGGUCGUGUCUUCCGUACCCAUUCUUCUGCUCUCUUAGAGUCUGGCGCUUCUGUCCAGAGUCGACUACUGUACUUCACGCGUCACUUGAGACUGCGCAACCACUUUCAUCCAGAGAAGGGCUGCAGUGAACUUUAAAGGUUGUGUCGACAAGAUGAAGCAGCAGUCUGCCAGUCUGGUGAUGGCCGUUCUGGUGGCCAUUGGCCUGGUGUUGCUGGCUGUAUAACCGUCAACGGUCAUGGGUUCUUCCCGUAGGCGCUACAACUGUCGUUGGAACAUAGACGACGAUGGCAGUAUCUUUGAAGACAUCGAUUGUGUAUCCCAUAGAGACGCUAGGUCUUUGAAAGGGUGCAAAAAGAGGUGUGACGCCAACUCAGAGUGUGCUGGAAUCGAAUGGAUUCCACUUCGCGAGGGAUGGUCAAACGGACGGCUCUGCUGUUUCCUCAAGAAUGAGAUAGGUGACACAGAGCCUGCAAAGAACCGCGUCUUCUGCGAGCCAGAGUUUUAGAGUGCUCAGUGCAGUACUCACCCUCAGGCUGGCACUUUGUAAAUGUGUCUCAUUUUUUGAGCUUAUUUACGCUGGUACUUGGACAGUGUGAAUCUGUCUGAGCGCAGUUACAGCCAGAUUCUGAAGCGAUCCGAGAGCAAUUACGGCCAGAAUCUGAUCCGGAUGGAUCUGGCUGCAGCGUGUUUCACUGGGGCGGUCACAGGUUGGUGUAUGGACAAAGGAGGCUGCCGGGAGCUCUCUGUGAGAAUUUUCAAUCUCCACCUUUCGAACCAUACAAGCAAAUUUGAGCUCAGCUGAGUUUUCUUGGUGUUCUUGUUGAAACUCUAAGGCAUAUUUUCUGCUUUGAAAGUUUGGAGGGCGUUGAUUUAAAGCUCGAGUUGGCAUACUCGGAGUCCCGUCCCUGCUUUCAUGACAUUGAUUUAUGGUCAGGCUUCAGGAGUUCUGCCGAUACAUACCAUGAUUUCGACAGCCAGUCAAUCCUCUGGAUCUUCCAAGCAGAGCAAUUACUUAUGUCCUGUUAACUCUGUACUUCAUGCUUGCUGUGCGAAAAGGUCGGAAAAGCUGGAUGCGGCUGGACCCAGUUUAGAGCAACUUGAAGUGCUGCUCCCCACAAUAGAUUGAAGCUAUAUCCUCCCUAAGCAAAAAGAAGGAAAACGGAAAGACGACAAUGAUGGUUAGGCCUCCGUAUCUACAACAAGGCGUGUCACUGCUUCUUUCUGAGGGGACUGGUUCCUCUUUUCAGUUGAUUGAGCUUCAGGACACUUUGAAAAAGUUAAUAGUACUUUUGAGGAAAGUAGGGUUGGACGCUGGACUGGGUUUCCAGCGCUUAGCCGAAGCUGGGUAAUGGCCCCAUUCAUCUGGGUUGAAGUUGUGAGGUCCCUGCCCUCAGUCUCUAUUUUCCUGAUAACAAGAUGGAUCAGCUCUUUUUGAAAAAAAGAAGAAAUAACCGCGGAUGCGGCAUGUUUUGAAACCCUAAAGGCAAAAAAACACGCACCGGCAAAGAAACCACGCUCCAACUCGAAAUGAGUGAUUUCGGUCCAAAAGUAUCCGUUGGGCAUUUUCUUUGUUUUUUGUUUUCCCCUCUGACACCACGGCCGACCCCUGUAAAUAUGACACCCGGUCUGACAGGACGGUCGUCGGUACUUCCGUUGCCUUUUCGAACUCGGUUUUCUUUGCCGACGCGUGUUUUUUUUGCCCAUUCGAUACUCAAAGGUGACAUAAACGUACUUAUCCAAAAAAGAAACAUGUCAAACGGAAAAAAGUAUCAUCAAUCUCGGGCUAAGAAAUAUGGCACCCCUAUAGGUCUGUUUUUUCCGCUUGGCUUGCUUAUGAUAUUCCUUGCUUAAUAUGGUUAUGCGUUUCCUAGCUUAUUCCUUUUUUUUUAACGUUCAAAAAAUACCAGGUUGUUGUAGAGGUGGGAUAUUAGACAGAUUACAGUCACCCCACAGUAAUAUGCCAUUUGCUUC